AUGAUGAACACCUCUGAGUACCAAGACAACUCCUCCGUGCAUGGAUAUGAGGACUGUGGCAUCAAUCACAACAUGGUCGAUGUGGUGGUUCCGAGCCUCUACUUCCUGCUCUUCGUCCCCGGCUCAGGGCAGUCCACUUUCUUAGUGUACCUGAAGAACCUGGUGGCAGCUGACCUGCUCAUGACGCUGACACUGCCCAUCAAAGCUGCCAGCAAGCUGCCCAGUGCAUCUCUGGGGCUUCGGGCGUUCACCUGCCGCUUCGGCAACGUCCUCUUCUACUUCUGCAUGGACAUCAGCAUCGUGCUGAUGGGCCUCAUCAGCCUGGACCGCUUCUUCAAGGUCGUCCAGCCGUGUGGCCGCCUGCUCGGCCAGAACCUGCUUUUCGGCCGGACCGUCUCCAUCGCCACCUGGACAGUCAUGCUGGGGGCGGUCGCCCUGACAAACGUGAUCUUUACCAGCGAGACACCCUCAGGAAGCUCACACAACCUCUGCAUGGACAUGAAGACCCAGGUGGGAAGGGAUUUCCACAAGGCUGUGAUCUUGGUGCUGAACUGGCUGUUUUGGGUCGUGCUGGUUGUGAUCGGGUUCUGCUAUACGUGCAUAGCCCGGACGGUGUUGCGGUCAUACAACAACUCUGGGAGUAUAAAUGUGAUACGCAAACGCAAGACCAAAGCAAAGGUGUUUAUCGUGCUUGUGGUCUUCCUGGUCUGUUUCGCCCCGUACUACAUCGUACGGAUCCCUUACACGCAGAUGCAGGUAAAAAACAAGCACGGUUGCACGAGGGAAUCGCUGAAGGUGGCCAAGGACUUUACCCUCUGGCUCUCGGCCACGAACAUCUGCCUGGACCCACUCAUCUAUUUCUUCCUGUGUAGAAGCUUCCGAGAGAAGCUGUCCAACCUCGGAAUAGUCGGGAGGUUCUUAACCACAUGACUCAGGGAUCAAUGAAAACCUUACCAAUGGCUGAAGAAGCCAGUGUUCUAUUGCUGUGGAGUCAACAAUGUGUAUAUGCUUA
Alosa alosa (allis shad) is the source of this 1012-nucleotide messenger RNA. Its product is annotated as P2Y purinoceptor 13-like. The transcript has 2 exons. Lineage: Eukaryota; Metazoa; Chordata; Actinopteri; Clupeiformes; Clupeidae. Gene Ontology annotation, biological process: negative regulation of adenylate cyclase activity; G protein-coupled receptor signaling pathway. Gene Ontology annotation, cellular component: membrane. Gene Ontology annotation, molecular function: G protein-coupled purinergic nucleotide receptor activity. The coding region runs from base 1 to 930 and encodes 309 amino acids. The record is from RefSeq and is a predicted model, not a curated record.